UAUUGUUUCUCAGACAAUCAUCUCUAUUUGACAGCUGUACCUAAGAAAAUUUAUCGUGUAAAUUCCACAUACCUCGUAGAGGUUAUAAUUUUUUUAUACAAUCUCUGCUUUCGCCAUGGAUCCACAGAGGUCCACGCUAUCCGGACCUAUGGCUCCGGCCCUUGCCUACACCGCCAAGAAGACGGGCCCCGCAUCCCAGCACUGGCCCUGCCGCCCGGGCGCGUCCCGGGACGUGACCGAGGUGCACUCGCGCCUACCCGCAGAGGAGAACACAUAUUUAGCUACGGAGCAGCAUCAGAUUUAUUAUGGUAGAGUGAAUCUGAUUAACGUUAUAGACACCGGCACAAACCUAACGUGCUGCAAGUACACGGAGGACCGGCGCGAGGUGGCCGCGGGCUUCGCGGACGGCGCCGUGCGGCUGUUCGACGCGGCGUCGGGGCGCUGCUCGCGGCGCCUGCGCGACGCCGAGGUGCGGGCCAGCCCCGCGCCCGUCACCGCCAUCAAACACCGCCCACUGAGCACGGGGCAUCCCGUUACUGAGACCUUCUUGGUUACGUAUUUAAACGGCAACAUAAAGUGCUGGAAGUACAGAUACGAGCAGUGUCUGUACACCAUCCGCGAGAAGCGAUCAACCCUCGGGCUGUGCUACCACCCGCGCGGGCCCAAGUUCCUCACGUGCGGAGACGACGCCACCCUCCUCAUGUAUGAUGAAGAGGUGCAGACGGAGGAGAGAUCCUUCUAUGCCAGCGGCUUCAAGAACGUGAUCGACGGCCACACGUCGCUGAUCCAGGCGUGCGCGUUCCACCCGCGCGCGCCGCACGAGCUGGCGUCGGGCGGUCAGGACGCGCGCGUUCUGUGCUGGGACGAGCGCCAGCCGUACGCCACGAGGCACAUCAUCGGACCGCGCAUCAUCGGCGAGGGACUCGACUUCGACAAGACUGGCCAGACUAUCCUAACAUGUUCCUGGGAUCUGGGCGGCAGCCUCCAGCUGUGGGACUACGGGUCGUGCCGGCUGCUGGAGACAGUACGGCCGGACGAGGUCGCCAGCCGCCUGCACUGCGGCCGCUUCGUGCCGAGGACUGGGCUGGUGGUGUGCGGGGGCGGCGGGGAGGACAUGCUGAGGGUCGUUAACUUGUGUCAUGGAGAGACGGUGUGUUCGAUACGCAACAACCCCGGCGCGGUGGCAGGGCUGGACCUGGGCGCGGCGCGGCGCGGGCGGCGCCCCGACGACAGCUGCGAGAACCCCUCCGACAUCCUCGCCUGCCCCGCCGUCGCCUACGUCAGCGGGAAACGACUCGUCACCGUCGACUUUGGAUGACUUGCUGGAAAGUGGAUCUGGUAUCCCGUGUGCUGGAUAUUGCUCUUGUAUCGUAAGGAAAAAAUAUUUAUUGCUAAUAUAAAACAUAAGAUUGUA
Messenger RNA from Plutella xylostella (diamondback moth), 1414 nucleotides. RefSeq lists its product as uncharacterized. Gene Ontology annotation, molecular function: protein binding. Lineage: Eukaryota; Metazoa; Arthropoda; Insecta; Lepidoptera; Plutellidae. The record is from RefSeq and is a predicted model, not a curated record.